This is a messenger RNA of Egretta garzetta (little egret), 3630 nucleotides long. RefSeq names its product programmed cell death 6 interacting protein (gene PDCD6IP). Gene Ontology annotation, molecular function: protein binding. Lineage: Eukaryota; Metazoa; Chordata; Aves; Pelecaniformes; Ardeidae. Gene Ontology annotation, biological process: mitotic cytokinesis. The record is from RefSeq and is a predicted model, not a curated record. Gene Ontology annotation, cellular component: endosome. The transcript has 18 exons.
AUGGCAAUUCGCACAGAUGGGGAUACAGAGAGCCAGCCCAUACGAGCAUGCUCAAAAGCACAUCGGGCUUUCGAUUCACCUUGGCUCAAAACCCCACAACGUCCCUUUACUGAAUACUAUGAUCAGCUGUGUUCAAUUGAACCAAAGUUUCCAUUCUCUGAAAAUCAGGUGUGUGUAACAUUUACAUGGAAAGAUGCGUUUGAUAAAGGAUCACUUUUUGGAGGAUCUGCCAAAUUGGCUCUGGCAAGUUUGGGAUAUGAGAAGACCUGUGUUUUGUUCAACUGUGGAGCAUUGGCAAGCCAGAUUGCAGCAGAACAGAAUCUAGAUAAUGAUGAAGGACUGAAAGCUGCAGCUAAGCACUAUCAGUUUGCGAGUGGUGCUUUCCAACACAUUAAAGACACUGUUUUGUCAGCCUUGAAUCGAGAACCUACAGUGGACAUCUCUCCAGACACAGUUGGAACUCUAAGUCUUAUUAUGUUGGCUCAAGCCCAAGAAGUCUUUUUCUUGAAAGCUACAAGAGAUAAAAUGAAAGAUGGUAUCAUAGCUAAACUAGCUAAUCAAGCUGCAGAUUACUAUGGUGAUGCUUACAAACAGUGUCAAUAUAAAGAUACUUUGCCCAAGGAGGUGUUUCCUGUUCUGGCUGCAAAGCACUGCAUUAUGCAGGCCAAUGCAGAAUAUCAUCAAUCUAUCCUGGCAAAACAGCAGAAGAAAUUUGGUGAAGAAAUUGGGAGAUUACAGCAUGCGGCAGACUUGGUGAAAACAGUGGCAUCUCGUUAUGAUGAAUAUAUAAAUGUUAAAGAUCUGGUUGACAAAAUCAACCGUGCACUUACAGCUGCCAAAAAGGACAAUGACUUUAUUUACCAUGACCGGGUUCCUGACCUGAAAGAUUUGGAGUCCAUUGGAAAAGCCAGUCUUGUGAAGUCUACUCCUGUUGUUGUUCCCCUCAGUCAGAAAUUUACUGACCUGUUUGAGAAGAUGGUUCCAUUGCAAGUUCAGCAAUCUGUGAGUGUUUAUAACCAGAGAAAGGCAGAUCUAGUAAACAGGUUAAUAGCCCAGAUGAGAGAAGCCACAAAUCUGGCAAAUGGUGUGUUGGCUUCCCUCAAUCUUCCUGCUGCUAUCGAAGAUGUGUCUGGUGAUACUGUUCCUCAGUCUAUUUUGAACAAGUCGAAGUCUGUGAUUGAACAGGGAGGAAUUCAAACUGUUGAUCAGCUGAUCAAAGAUCUGCCUGAACUGCUACAAAGAAACAAAGAAAUUUUAGAUGAAUCACUAAGACUAUUAGAUGAAGAAGAAACUACAGACAGUGACCUGCGAACAAAAUUCAAAGAACGCUGGCAGAGAACACCAUCUAAUGAACUCUAUAAGCCUUUAAGGGCAGAGGGAGCCAAUUACCAUAAUAUUUUGAAUAAAGCUGUGCAAGCAGAUGGCCAAGUUAAAGAGCGCUAUCAGUCUCACCGGGAUAUGAUUGCACUUCUGUGUAAGCCAGAGUCAGAACUCAACGCGGCCAUUCCUUCUGCCAACCCAGCAAAAACAUUACAAGGAAGUGAGGUUGUUAACGUCUUAAGAACUUUGCUGGCCAAUCUGGAUGAAGUUAAGAAGGAGAGAGAACAACUAGAAAAUGACCUGAAAUCUGUAAAUUUUGACAUGACAAGCAAAUUCCUGACUGCUCUUGCGCAGGAUGGUGCUAUAAAUGAGGAGGCUAUCUCUGUGACCGAGUUGGACAGAAUUUAUGGAAGUCACACACAGAAAGUGCAAGAGUCCCUAAAAAAGCAGGAAGAACUUCUCAAAAACAUUCAGAAUGCACAUCAGGAUUUUUCAAAGAUGAAACAAUCAAACAAUGAAUCUAAUUUACGAGAAGAAGUUUUGAAGAACUUGGCUGUAGCAAAUGACAACUUUGUGGAACUUGUAGCCAAUUUAAAAGAAGGCACAAAGGUAUAGUAAUGCUUAAGGGAUUGGAAGAACUUUUCUUAAAAUUUUUAUUACACAGUGAGGUGUGAAUCAAAAAUCAUAGUAAACUUUGCAAAUAUGCUACAUGAGAGGUGCAUUUCUGAGGAUUUUACUACUGAAACUGAAAGAGAUGAACUGCUCAAAGAUUUGCAGCAAAGCAUUGCUAGGGAGCCCAGUGCUCCCUCUAUUCCUCUGCCUACUUACCAGACCACAUCAGCUGGAGGAAGUAAGCCUGCUGCAUCGUCGACUCCUACUCCAGCACCCAGAACCAUGGUGGGGACUAAACCGCAGCCACCAGCACGGCCACCACCACCAGUGAUUUCUGCAGCAAGCAGUUCCUCUUCUGGAUCAGCGCCCUCUGGAACAGCUGCAGCUCCGUCUCCUGCUCCUGCUCCUGCUCCUACUCCUACUCCUACUCCAGGAGCCAGCGCACCUGCGGCAAGCACUGCACCUUCACAGGCACAGGGACCUCCUUACCCAACUUAUCCAGGUUACCCAGGGUAUUGCCAGAUGCCAGUGCCAAUGGGCUAUAAUCCAUACAUGUAUGGUCAGUAUAAUCUGCCAUAUGCACCCUCACCUGUGUAUCAAAACCCUGGACAAGCACCGUAUCCGGCACCUCAACAACCUGGAUACCCUUUUCCUCAACAGCCUUAUUACCCUCAGCAAUAAUGUAUCUGCAAAGAAGUUCUGCUUGUGAAAAUUUGGGAGAAAUUGGCAAUAAGCAUACUAAAACUUCUAGCUUCCGUUAACGUACCGUACUGAACUAUAUGCAGUCUAUAACUCCUGUUCAUUGUUAACUGCUCAAAAAUGUCUAGAUCAGUUCUUGAUUACACUAAACACUUUGAGAGGUCUGCUGCAGUGGUUUAGACUGUAGAGUAAUGCCAGAAUUAAAGCCUAAUUCAGUGGUCUGAAAAUGUACACUACAUGUUGGCUAGACCAAAAUAUUUCUUUGCAAAAAUCCUAUAAGUAACAAAUGGGUUCAGAUGAGAAAAAUGAAGCAGUGCGUGCACUGGGUGUGAUAUAUUCUAUGGAACCAUAUAGCAUUUCCUUCUAUACGCUAUUGGUUUGUAUUUUUUUGAGUUUAGUUAAAAUACGCUAUUUUGUCUAAUAAUCAAGGCCUUGUAAAUCAUCAGUAAAAAAAAUAAAUUAGUUAGAAUGGCUUAAACACCUGGCAUUCUCAUUACCGUAAAAAUGUGUUUUGUGUGUCUGUAUAUUCUUUCAUUUGUCCCUUGACUUGAAUAACAUAAAGAUAACUUCUCAAGUGUUUAGCCUUACAACUGAAUUUCUUCUAUUUUCCCUUGAUUCUGCAUUUUUGUGACAGAAUCUAUAAUUAACCAUUUAAAUCUUGGUAGAUGAAGUCUUGCAGGUAAAAUUUUCCUAUAACUUUUAAGUGUACUGGACUAAAAUGUGUUCGUUACUGUUUUAAAAGAAUAGUUACUCUCAUCUCCAGAAUACUGCUUAAAAGAAGGGAGAUCAGGGUCCCAGGACCAGUGAGUGGUUGAUCUCACCUAUGUUUUCCAAGGAAACGUUGAUCAGAAAUGUGUUAUGGUUCAAGAUAGGGCAACUAAUGCUUGUUAGAGCUUUUCAGAUUAUGCUUAUAAAUUAUUGGGUUUUUUUCCCCUUAAAAAAACUAAUUUAUUCCCUCAGGGAGCUUGUUAUCAGUGGAGAAAUACUUUUUUUGGUGGG